Molecule: messenger RNA, 4466 nt
Organism: Schistosoma margrebowiei
Lineage: Eukaryota; Metazoa; Platyhelminthes; Trematoda; Strigeidida; Schistosomatidae
Source: the annotation of a GenBank genome assembly
AGUGGUAAGGGUUGGCACACUUAUUGACAUUAUUGCGCAUGUUGGCAAGUGUGGUCUCAUGAGUGAUCAGACAUCUCUGCCGUAUCCAGGUAUAUUUAACUUGAAUAUGUAUGUCCAUAUUACUGCUUAUAAUUAAUUUCACAUUCCUAGUAAUAACAGGUCAACCGACGCUCAGCACAUGGUAAGUCGACAUAUGCUUCUUAACACUCAUACUUUUAGGCUAUGUCUUACUAUGUAAGUCAAUGGGGUGGUUUUAUACUUGAAUGUAUUCGCCAUAUUCAUGUCAUAAGACUGCUCUCCCAGUCCUAUGAUUGUAGAGAGGUGGUUGUGUAGUAGUUUCUUUCUUUCAAUUUUUCUAACUAAUUUAAAUACCUCUUGUUUUUACAGCCUCAAACAGGUGCACGCUUAGGUAAGCCCACUGACUUAAUAACUUUCCUCUAGAAAGUGUAGGCGUACCUGCCCCCAACCCGUACUAUUCUAUCCGCCAUCCGGAUCAUCUCCCUCGGUUUUUUUGCGGUGGUAUGACACAAGCUCCAUUUCUUUGCAUGUCUGUCUCCGACGUUCAGCCGCACGACCACAUGGGUGUCGCUGCGCACACUGACUGUGCUCAGUACCAACAUACUUUUUACAACCCUAUUAUUCCUGCCAUUCAAACAAAUCCCAACCAGGCAAGCGGAAACCAGCCGCUUAAUGCUGCGCUACCAAAGCCAGUCCGUGAAAAGAAACCAUUAAGUGUGAUUGAUCCUAAAACAAAUUCAGAAGUCAAUCUAGAAGAAGCAUCAAGAAUCCCUUCUGAAUCACGCAAGAAAGAACCAUUAAUUGUACAACCUAAGGCGGAUGAAUCGCCUCCCAUAUCUCAAACAAAGGAAGAAAGCGAAAAACCUGUUUGCACUGAGUACAAGGAUGAGGGUAUAUCAAGCGUAGAGACAGUGUCACAAGAAGAUGCCCCGCCUAAAGAAAGUGUGGGCUCAGACGACUUGUGUAAUGAGGUCCUUGAGCAUGUUAAAUCACUAGAUGAACAUUUGUCACAAGAAGACGAAACUGAGUGGGAGGGUGCAAAAGAAGAGGAGGCAAAAGAGGAGACGAUGGACAGACAAAGAUAUCCACGUGACUUCAUUCUUUCUUGUAAAGCUUCAGGCGUUGUAUUGUCGUUAGAUAACUAUAGGGAUAUCAUGAAUAGCUUUGCAAAUAUCAAAAGGACUCGUAAUCAAUCUAAUUAUAUGCACAAAGGCAGAGUUAUUCAAAUACCCACAACUAUUACUAUCAAACGUGUUGAAGGUGCUUUCGUCCCGUCAAAACUUGUUAAUCACGGAGCCAACAGUGUAACAGAUAGCUCAAAGGAUGUCGCUCGAGAGCUAAAUAUGAUUUUAAACCGUGUUUCGGCCAGCAAUUUAGAAGUAACUAUCAGUGAUAUUGAGAAGCUUAACAUCACAACACCCGAAGAUCUCAGUCUUUUGGCAAGAACAAUUUUCCAAAAAGUUAUCAGGCAGUCAAAAUACUGUAAAGUUUUCGCGAGUUUAUGUAAAAAUUUAAAAGGGUUGGAAGUACAAGGUUCAGAACGCUUUCCAGUGUUAAUUCUACAACAAACACAAGAGCUGUUCAACAAACCAUUAGAUGUUCUGAUAAGUGAAUUAAAUGCCACCAUUGAUGCUAAAAUUGCAGCAGCCAAGGAUGAAUCAAUAAAACGGAUGCUUGAAGAUGACCGAGAAACAAACAUUCAGAAGACAACUGAUUCUUACUAUGGAAAUAUGACGUUCAUUGCUGAACUCUAUCUUGUUGGAUGUAUUCCAAUCAAAACUAUGACUGAAUGUCUGAAAAAAUUGAAAGAUUCUUCAGCUCCUGAAGCUUUAACCUCUCUCAUAAUUCUUCUGAAUAUAUGUGGCAGUAAUCUUGAAAAAAAUUCUAAGUCUGUUUUGGAUCAGUGCUUCAAGCGACUCGAACAGGUAAAAGAUUCGAAAAACAUUGAGACGCAUCAAAUUUUCAAAGUACACGAGUUAGUGGAAUUACGUUCGCGUGAUUGGAAAUCUGCUAAUAUUACCCAACCUCAACCACAAAUAGAUACUUCUAGACGAAAUAUAGAUGAUAAACUAAAGCGGAACUUCAUUCAGUUAGAUACAAAACGUAAAUCUGUCCAGUCAGUGAAUCCCUUAACGCCUUCCAGUUUAGCUGUUACUCCACAAUCCUACGAUUCCCGAAAACUUGGUCCAACUGUGGCUAAUUGGAGUCAAGGUAGUGGUUUACUACGGCCUUCUGAAGAUAACCAUUCAAAACGCAAUCAACAGUCAGUACAUUCUCGUGAAUCAUCCCCACGUGUCCCUGUGGGACCCCAGGGUGCGUGGGCUCGUCCUCUGCCGUUAGGACAAAAAGUAAAAGAAAAUGACUAUGAGUCAAUGCUUGAGGAAACGAAGGGUCCUGCUCGUUCAAUAGUGGAUACGGUUUCAAUGUCGAGUGAUGACUGUCAUUGUUCUAUUGUCAAGUGUGAGCCUGAAAAACGUUCAGCUUUACUCCACAAUGUAUUUGAGAUUCUAAUGGACUGCAACUCAAAAAAGCGAAAUGAAGUUGGUCGCUUUUGUGUGGAUAUGCUUCAUAAAGGAAUCCUUACAGAAAAUAAUAUUAUUACAUCAUGUGAAAACUUCUUCAAAUUAUGCGAUAGUGAUUGGAUUUCAGAUUAUCCACAGGGUUGGCUCUACGUUGCAGAAAUCCUUCAUCAUCUUAUACGUGGCGAAUCUGAUUAUAUGACUACUCUUCUGCGGUCAGUUGAGUCUAUCCGGUCUGAUGACCGGGCUGCUGAAUUGGUGGCAGACUGUAUUAAACUAAGCAAAGCAUCUACAAGUGUUGAGCAACUUGUAAAAAAACUUCAGGCCUGUGGCUUUAUGUGGGACAAACUUGGUGUUACAGGAAGCAAAACAUGGGACUUUGCUUAUCAGCGGUCCAUAGAGUUCACCAUAAUUGGAGUUCAUAGUUUCGAAUCUGGAAAACUCAAUGAGCUUAAUGAACUAACUACGAACCCAUCGUCUCCUGAUAAAAUUUCCAGUUAUUUUAAUACGUUAUCUCAAUAUAACUUGUCUAAAUGGUUUAUGCAAUCGAUCAUCCCAAUUUUGCUAAAAUCUCCAGAUCAAUCAAAAACGAAAAUAGAUUCGUUUGUGAUGUCCCUCGGUAUUUUGGUUGACCACAAGCCUGAUAGAGAGCUUCAUAUUUUAAGUGGUUUUCAAGAUCCGUCAUCAAAUCAAGUUCUUGUCGGGUCAUGGCUUACUUCGCUCGUUGAAAAGAAAGUGAUAUCGGCAGACGCUUUAUCACAAUGGAAAAAAAGUGAUAAUGAUGGUUCUGUAGCCAAAAUUCUCUCCGGUAUCCCUGAACUAAGGAACUUAUAGUGUUUAUUUUAUCUUUUGAUAAUUUUUUUAUAAGAGCAGAUUUUUAUCUAAAUUGCUCGCAUAAGACAAUGCCUAGUUAUUGUUGAAGUGAUUAAAAUAAUUUAAAGCAAUUAUAAGUUAUCUUAUCAGUUGAACUGAAUAUAAACAUAAUCACUGACUCAAUUCACACCGUAAUUAACAUAAUGCUGUACAAUAUUAGAUGUUAACUGAGACAUGCAACGUAAGCGUGUUGUUGUAAUAGAAACCAAAUAAAAAUUUAUGAAUAGCUUUUGUUUCCAACCUUAUCAUGAACAUGUCAAUUUUAAUCUUCUUAUACUUCCCUUGUUCUCUUUGUACACAACUUUUUAACACUAAUACUGCCGCAGUGGAAGUCAUAAUUAUAGUACAUUCUAUUAGUUUUGUUGAUUUUUUCUUGAAAUGCUCAUGUAUUUCUAUCGGUUAUUGAUAAUUUGUGAUUGCCUUGAUCAAUUUUAAUAACUUCGUCCUUAAUUACUGUGAACAAGAUAAAUCCUUGAGCACGUUUUAACUAUGCUUUCACCUGUAUUGUCUAUCUUAUUUGCUGUGCGAUUAAAUGACAGCCACUUCUACUAAUGUAUAAAAUGCCAGUAGAAGAUACACACACAUAUAUAGACCCUUUAUUUUUUGUAUUUAAAUUGUCCUGUUUCAAUUGUUUAUAUCCCUCUUCUGAUAGUUAUCAUUUUUUGCACAAUAUUAAAUCCGGGCUUCUAAAUAGCGUGAUUUACUGUGAAUAUUCUUUCCUAAUUGUAAACUUCGGCCAUAAAACUUUGUGUGCUGUAAUUUAGUGUUGGGUUUUCGGUUCUUCCAAUUAUUCUAUUGCGUGGUUGUUUUCCAUGUGUUUUGCCUACUUGUAAGGUGUUUUCUUGUGUGUAGAUUUUUCAAUAUCCUUCAAAAAUCCAAUUACCAUUAAUUAAAAACAUAUUGACUACCCUCCUAACUCAAACGCACUUUGUAUAAAAAAUGUACCUUUAAAUUAUGAAAUGUGUUUACCUUGGUUUUAUAUCUUGUUACCGAUGUCGAACGGUGUGAAUUUCUGGCUUUGCGUAAUUGAGUACAAAGAAAACAGGUAAAGGCCGU